This is a messenger RNA of Triticum aestivum (bread wheat), 1174 nucleotides long. RefSeq lists its product as uncharacterized. The coding region runs from base 204 to 719 and encodes 171 amino acids. The record is from RefSeq and is a predicted model, not a curated record. The transcript is spliced from 5 exons. NCBI's taxonomy places the organism in Eukaryota, Viridiplantae, Streptophyta, Magnoliopsida, Poales, Poaceae.
GCAUAGUAGUACUGUACUGGACUCAACUACUCAACCUCCGCCGUGCCCCUGUGUUUCUCUCUCGCCGUGCCCAACCCCCCAACCCCCGUGAUCGAUUCCGAUUCCGAUUCCGUGCACGCGCGUCGAGCGAUCAGCCCCGGGAGCUCGUCCAAGAAUCUCGCUCGUGUCCAUCAGAUCGCCAUCGCCGGCCCACCUGCCCGCCGAUGGCCUUCUCCUCUUUCACGUGGCCGUUCCGCCGCCGAGCCGGCCCAAGCAAACCCUCCGCCGCCGCGGAGGGGAAGGAGGAGGACGCGGAGGCGCUCGGCGUGACGCCGCAGCUCCUCGACUUCCUCCGGACGCUCUCCCCCGACGCCUUCAAGUCCUCCGCCCUCCAGCUCCACCAAGGGGCCUCCGCGGAGGCGGCGGGAGAGCUCUCGGACUGGCAGCAGCGGCACGCCGUCCUCGUGCUCGCCAGAGCCAAGGAACUCGCUAAGGUCCGCUAUGAUCUGUGCCCACGCCACAUGAAGGACAAGCAGUUCUGGACAAUCUACUUCCUGCUCGCCAGGACCUACAUCUUGCCGUACGAGUUGCGUGCCAUACAAAAAGAAAAGGUAAGAAGGAUGGAGACAGAUAACGGGAAGUCAAAAGAUGUGAUUGCUGUUGAGGUGGAGAUGCAGGAAUCGAAAUGCAGUAGAGAAUCUCAAACGUUACCAGAUGAUUCAGAACCUGAGGGUUCAUAGUUGAUGUUGCUGAUGGCAUAUUAGAAGCUUCAGAUGCAUGGGCAGAGUGUUCAUUGUGGCUUCUGGAUGGAUGUAGCAAUCUGCUCAGUGUGCCAUUGGGGUGCCUGUAUAUGUAGUAAUCGAAUUUUGGAGUCUAGGAAUUUUGAGGCAGCACGCUGCAUCUGCUGAUAGCUCAACAUAGCAGCUGUUUGUUGGCUGUGCACUGACAUGUAAGCUGAUGUGAAGUUGGCCGUGAUCUUGAAUUGAGUCCAUGUACUCCCUCCGCCCCAAAAAGCUUGUCUUGGAUUUGCCUAGAUACGGAUGUAUCUAUCUAGACACGUAGUGUUAGAUACACCCGUAUCUAGAUAAAUCUAAGACAAGCUUUUUGGGACGGAGGUAAUAUCUUUAUGUAUUCUUGUGCGGGCUUUUCCCCCAUAUUGUUUGAGGCAUUCACAGCUUUCUGUUUUCGCUGCCCA